AUGUCGAAGGUUCAAGAGAAGGAAGGAUUCAGCGACACCACUGCUAGCUACCUUGCAGGAAACCUGAUCGAAGCUGGUACCGAAACGACCUCGAGUACAUUGUACGCAUUCAUCCAAGCCAUGGUGAUCUUUCCCGAGGUAAUGAAAAAAGCGCAAGAGGAGGUUGACCGUGUCGUUGGUCCUGACCGGCUGCCAACAAUGGACGACGAACCUAAUCUCCAAUACAUCCGUGCGUGCGUCAAGGAAUCUCUGCGCUGGAUGCCCCCCGCCAUCACAGGAGCAAUACCACACUGCGUGAUACAAGAUGACGAAUACCGGGGUUACAAGAUCCCCAAGGGCGCAGCCAUCAUCCACAACGUCUACUCGAUCAACAUGGACCCGGCGCGCUAUCCUGACCCUCGUCGCUUCGAACCCGACAGAUACAAGGAUGACUUUCAGAACGCUUCAGACGCUGCAACGGCAUCAGACGUUUCGAAGCGUGAUCACUUCACCUUUGGCACCGGGCGUAGGCUUUGCCAAGGUAUACACGUGGCUGAACGGAGCCUCUUCCUCGGGAUCUCCCGCUUGGUGUGGGCUUUCGAUGUUAAUCCGGCCGCUGAUUCAGACGGGCGACUUAUUAUCCCAGACACGGAUAGCUAUACGUCUGGCUUUGUUGUGAUGCCCACCCCUUUCAAAGCGCGGUUGACCCCGAGGUCAGAGAAGAGAGCAGGACUUAUCCGGGUGGAAUGGAAGCAGGCUGAAGAGGAGCUGCUGGAUCCGGUCACCAAACAGUGGAAAGCGUAA
Cladophialophora psammophila CBS 110553 is the source of this 783-nucleotide messenger RNA. Its product is annotated as cytochrome P450 oxidoreductase. Gene Ontology annotation, molecular function: iron ion binding; oxidoreductase activity, acting on paired donors, with incorporation or reduction of molecular oxygen; monooxygenase activity. The transcript has a single exon. Lineage: Eukaryota; Fungi; Ascomycota; Eurotiomycetes; Chaetothyriales; Herpotrichiellaceae. Bases 1 to 783 code for a protein of 260 amino acids. The record is from RefSeq and is a predicted model, not a curated record.